Messenger RNA from Phytophthora sojae, 549 nucleotides. RefSeq lists its product as hypothetical. The record is from RefSeq and is a predicted model, not a curated record. The transcript has 3 exons. Bases 1 to 549 code for a protein of 182 amino acids. NCBI's taxonomy places the organism in Eukaryota, Oomycota, Peronosporomycetes, Peronosporales, Peronosporaceae.
AUGCCAAUCUUGACAGUGCCGGAGCUGUCUUCGGCUGUAGCGCCCCCUGAAAAGCAGAAACACGAGCGCGCGUCGAGCGACCCGGCGCAGCGUGAGUAUGUCUCGCCCGUCAAGAAGUUGAAGAAGUACCUCGAGAUGCACAAACCGCGCGUCAUCGACAACAUCGAAGAUUUGCGGGCGUUUAUUGCCAGCAACGACAUGACCGAUCCCCAGAUCCGCGGAUCGGUGCGGAUCCAGGCGCGACUCUCGAGGGCCGCCGAGGACAACACCCACAGAGCGCGCUUCCUGUGCGUCUAUCUGGGCGACCAGCGAGCGCCCGAACUACUGGCCGACCAGCAAAAGGUCUACCAAGAUGCGCAGCGCGAGAACACAUUUGAAGCAAAUAAAUACCUCAUCACGCUUUCACUGUAUGGCAUGAAGAAGGACAACCCGAUGCUACCACCACCGGGCUCAAUCGUGACGGUCGUGCCGACAAAGCUCCGCGUCUACAACGACUGCUGCCAGAUCGACAGCAAGCUCCACAUGAUCUCGACGAUCGCUCCACCAUGA